Messenger RNA from Humulus lupulus (European hop), 1012 nucleotides. RefSeq lists its product as uncharacterized. The transcript is spliced from 4 exons. The coding region runs from base 191 to 799 and encodes 202 amino acids. The record is from RefSeq and is a predicted model, not a curated record. NCBI's taxonomy places the organism in Eukaryota, Viridiplantae, Streptophyta, Magnoliopsida, Rosales, Cannabaceae.
AGUCUUGACAUAGCAAAUCAACCCAAAUCCCAAAUCGAAUCGAAACGAAGCUAGGAGGGAUAACAGAUAAGAAAAGAGAGAGUUGAAGUUUCGAAUUGGAUUGCAAUUCCAAUAAUUAAUAAUUUGGGUCUUCUUCUUCGUCUUCUUCUUGUCUAUCUGCGUAUAAUCUGAAUCGCUGAUUGUUCUUGAAAUGGGGAAAAAUCAAGCCUACAAAGCUAUGCAGAGAGCCAGGUUAGGUUCCACAUCUGCGGGACCCGACGAGGUUGAGGAUGGCAUGGUGGAUGGUUCAUUUCAUUCACCAGAGUGGCAUGCGGCUCGUUUGGCCAGCCUUAAAACGUCUCACACCAUUACCUGGGAAGAGUACAAGAAGAAGCAAAAGGAAGAUGAACUGCGAAAGGGGGAGCUUGAGAAAGAUACCGAUAGAAUGAUGAGAGAGUACCGAGCUCAACUAGAUGCCGAACGCUCUCGCAAACUCUCCCAAGGCCGAAACCAUUCUUCUUCUUCUUCUUCUCGCAAAAGAGAUAGGAAGGAGAAAGAUCUAAAGAAGCGCAGCAGCAAAAGAAAAAAGCAUUCUUCAAGAAGAAGAUCGUCUGAAUCUAGUUCAUCGUCAAGCUCAUCAGAGGAUUCUUCUAGCAGUGAUGAAGAAGAGAAGGAAGCAAGAAGAUCCAAGUCGAGGUCAAAGAGAUCUAAGAAGGAAAAGAAGCACAAAUCAAAGACCAAGCACGCUGGCAGUGGUAAGGAUGACAAGGUUGAAGGGCCUGUACCACUUUCAAGAUUCUUUGAGAGUGUAAAGAGCUAGUCAUUGUAAUAGAUUUUGUGUUGCUUAAAAUAGGCGAUGAUAUCCUUUCGGGUGUACAAAUUAUUCCAUUGUUUCUUAGAUUCAUGCUUUCCCCGUUUGAUAAUAUUUAUUUCUCUUUCUUUCAUUCUUAGUGUUCUUUUUUUACUGCAUCCCCUCUCUUGACAUUUCUGAGCUACUUAACAUUGAAAUUUGAUAUGAUUGGUUCAAAUGAAA